AUGCCGCCCUACCAUUAUAUCGCGGCCUUGACCGUGUUCGCGGCCGCCGCUGCGUCCGAGACCAUAGGGGCAAAGAUCAACGAUGCGGAAGUGACCGAGAUCUUUGGUAACUCCUUUGGCAUGCCCGGAACCAAUGCGACGUACGACUACGUCGUCGUGGGUGGCGGCACCGCUGGCAACGCUCUCGCUGCUCGCCUGGCUUUAGAUCCAGCAAACUACCCCGUUGCUCUGAUCGAGGCCGGCACUUUCUACGAGAUCGUCACCAGCAACAGGACCCAGAUUCCCGGUUACAACUUUGAGGCGGCGAACCCGACCAACGUGGGAACCCUGAACUCCUUGGCCGCCAUCCAGAUCAACACGGAGCCUAUCGCUGGUUGCAAUGGGAGAAAGAUCGGCUAUGUCCAGGGCGUUACAUUUGGCGGCGCCUCUGCUGCCAACUACGGCGGGUACUCGAGAUCCACCGCCGGCGCGCACGAUCUCUGGGCCGAGGAUGUCAAGGACGAUUACUGGUCCUGGGAUAACGUGUUCCCCUUCUACAAGAAGAGCUGCGACUUCACGCCGCCGGACUACACCAAGAUUAACCCCAAGCUGAACAUCAGCUACGAUCCGGCAGCCUUCGAUGACGCGGGCGGUCCGCUGCAGGUGUCCUACGGCAACUAUGUGCACCCCUCCAUGGUCGGCCUUGGCGAGUCGAUGGAGGCUCAGGGCCUCGAGCACAUCCCCGGUUUCAACAGUGGCAAGUUACUCGGAUACGGCGCCAUCACCUCGGCUGUCGACCGUAUAACGGCGACCCGCAGUUCGUCCGAGACGUCCUUCUUGCAGGCCGGAGCCAAGAAGGCCGGUCUCAAGAUCUACCCCAAUGCCAUGGCCAAGCGCAUCCUGUUUGACGGAGACAAGAAGGCCACAGGCGUGGUGGUCGAGGGCAACUCCAAGAUUCAUACCGUACAGUGGGUUCUUUCGGCAAAGAAGGAGGUUAUCCUCACCGCUGGUGUUUGGCGCUCACCUCAACUUCUCAUGGUUUCUGGCGUCGGUCCCUCCGAAACUCUCUCUCAGCACGGUAUCGACGUUGUGGCGGACGUUCCUGGUGUUGGGCAAAACCAAUGGGUGAGUCAUGACCAACCUUUCCAGGCACACAUCUUCAAGGUCAAUGUCGAGACCAACUCGCAGAUCGUUGCCCAUAACCCUGAGGUCCUCGCAAAAGUAGCCGAUGACUACCUGACCAGCCAGUCCGGUCCUCUUUCUUCCAUUGGCGCCACCCAGGCUGUUGGUUACGAGAAGUUCCCCCCCAACGUCCGCAACCGCUUCCUCAGCAACGCCACCCGGAACCUCCUGGACAGCUACCCCUCCGACUGGCCUGACCUCAACUUCCUCGGCCUGGAGAGCUCCGCUGUGCCCUCGGACAUUGGUCCAGACGAGUACUACCUCCUCAUCGGCUCGACGCUCUACUCGACCGCGGCCCGUGGCAACAUGACCAUCAAGAGCGCCGACACUCUGGACGCCCCCGUCAUCAACCCCAACUGGCUGGGCGACGAGCGAGACCUCGAGAUGGCCGUCGCCGCCUUUACGCGCAUCCGCGAGGUCGCCCUGAACAGCACCAUCGUCGAGUCGGCCUGGAGCCCCGGCCCGGAGGUCCAGACGAAGGAGGAGAUUGUCGACUGGAUCAGGAGCAGCAUGAGUCUCACGUACCACGGCGCCUGCACGAACAGGAUGGAAGCCGACGAUGACGAGACGGCCGUCGUCGACACUCGAGGCAGAGUCCGCGGCGUCAAGGGGCUCCGCGUGGGCGAUGCCAGUGCCUUCGCUAUCCUGCCGCCCGGCUACCCUAUGGCCACGACUUGUACGUUGAGGCAAUCUCUUUGCAUCUAUUCUAAUUGUUUGGCGGAUUCGGGCUGACACACUUUGCGUGGACAUGUUCGCGGAGAAGAUCGCAGACGCUAUUUUGAACGACAACUAACCCUUGGCUUGCGACUGAGAUGAUGUCUGGUGUGUUCCUGCGACGG
This is a messenger RNA of Colletotrichum navitas, 2000 nucleotides long. RefSeq names its product oxidoreductase. The coding region runs from base 1 to 1893 and encodes 630 amino acids. Gene Ontology annotation, molecular function: oxidoreductase activity, acting on CH-OH group of donors; flavin adenine dinucleotide binding. The record is from RefSeq and is a predicted model, not a curated record. NCBI's taxonomy places the organism in Eukaryota, Fungi, Ascomycota, Sordariomycetes, Glomerellales, Glomerellaceae. Gene Ontology annotation, biological process: secondary metabolite biosynthetic process. The transcript has 6 exons.